CACAUGAAAAUACAAAUCGUUUUUGUAGUUGAGUGAGAGAAGUGAAUUCUCACAUCAGCUGCCACACCGCCACUAUAAAUUACAGACCGAAGCAGAAAAACUAUACUCACUCUGUCUCAAUCAAGCUCGCAGGUGACCGUAUCCCAAUAACCCCACCAUUUUCUCUCUCGCCCGCUCUCACCGCUGUCUCAAUUCUUCCCUCAUUCUCACUUGCUGUUCUUCUCAGUGGUGUUGCCAGAAAUGGCCAGCUUGGUCGAGAGACUGCGGGUUCGAUCUGAUCGGAGGCCCAUUUACACCCUUGACGAGUCCGACGAGGAGGCUGAUUUCGUGAAAAGGAAAUCUGGGGUCGGCCCUUCUUCUGAUAAUUUUGAGAGAUUUCAACGCCCCGAUGUGAAGGAAGGUUUAUGUCAAAGUUGUGGAAAAGAUGAUGAUCUUUGGAGCUGUGAAACAUGUACCUAUUCUUACCAUGCCAAGUGCUUGCUGCCAGUACCAAGAGGUCCUGUUCCUAGCAGCUGGAAAUGUCCUGAAUGUGUGGGCCAUCUGAUUGAGCUUGAUAAGAUACUUGACUGUGAGAUGCGCCCAAGCACUGUGGAUGACAGUGUUGCAUCUGAGCUCGGCUCUAAUCAAGUUAUGAUGAAACAUUAUUUAGUAAAAUGGAAAGGACGGUCCCACCUUCACUGCGUAUGGGUGCCGGAGAAGGAAUUUGUGAAGGCAUACAAGUCUAAUCCUCGUCUAAGAACUAAAGUAAACAACUUCCACAAACAAGCUUCUUCAUCUAAUAACGCUGAUGAUGAAUUUGUUCCCAUCAGGCCGGACUGGACAACUGUGGAUCGGAUUAUUGCUUGCAGGGAAGUUGAACAUGGGAAAGAAUAUCUUGUGAAGUGGAAGGAGCUUCCAUAUGACGAAUCCUCAUGGGAAGUGGAAUCUGACAUUGCAUCAUUCCAUAGUGAAAUUGAGAAGUAUGACAGAAUUCAGUCUCAGAAGGUGUCUGCAGGAAAACAGAAGAGCAACCUUCGUGAUGCCAUGGAAGUAAAGAAUAAGCACAAAGAGUUCCAGCAGUGUGAGAGCAGCCCUGAUUUUCUUUCUGGAGGUUCCUUGCACCCAUAUCAGCUUGAAGGGCUGAAUUUCUUACGUUUUGCUUGGUCCAAACAGACCCAUGUGAUACUUGCUGAUGAAAUGGGACUUGGUAAAACAAUACAGAGUAUUGCCUUCUUAGCAUCCCUUUUUGAGGAGAAUAUAUCUCCUCAUCUUGUGGUUGCUCCUCUUUCAACAUUGAGGAACUGGGAACGUGAGUUUGCCACAUGGGCUCCUCAUAUGAAUGUUGUGAUGUAUGUUGGCACUUCCCAAGCACGUACAGUUAUCAGAGAAUAUGAAUUUUACUAUCCCAAAAAUCACAAGAAGAGCAAGAAGAAGAAAACUGGUCAAUCUGUCAGUGAAAGCAAACAUGAUCGAAUAAAAUUUGACGUGCUUCUGACGUCUUAUGAAAUGAUUAACAUGGAUUCAACAUCUCUGAAGCCUAUAAAGUGGGAAUGCAUGAUUGUUGAUGAAGGCCAUAGACUUAAAAAUAAGGAUUCAAAAUUGUUUUCUUCAUUGAAGCAAUACUCUAGCAGACAUCGUGUCCUGCUCACUGGGACUCCUCUUCAGAACAACUUAGAUGAGCUUUUCAUGCUUAUGCAUUUCCUUGAUGCUGGGAAGUUUGCAAGCUUAGAGGAUUUCCAGGAGGAGUUCAAGGAUAUCAAUCAGGAGGAACAAAUUUCUAGGCUUCACAAGAUGUUGGCUCCACAUCUCCUCAGAAGAGUGAAGAAAGAUGUCAUGAAGGAGCUGCCCCCUAAAAAGGAAUUAAUACUUCGUGUCGAAUUGAGUAGCAUGCAGAAAGAGUACUACAAAGCCAUCUUAACUCGUAAUUAUCAGAUACUAACUCGCAAAGGAGGUGCCCAAAUUUCCCUUAUAAAUGUGGUGAUGGAACUGCGCAAGCUUUGUUGUCAUCCAUUUAUGUUGGAGGGCGUCGAACCAGAAGAUACUAAUGAGUUUAACAAGCAACUGUUGGAAUCCUCUGGAAAAUUGCAACUCUUGGACAAGAUGAUGUUAAAACUCAGAGAGCAGGGCCACAGAGUUCUGAUAUAUUCUCAGUUCCAGCACAUGUUGGACUUACUAGAAGAUUACUGUAACUAUAGGAAAUGGACAUAUGAGAGGAUUGAUGGAAAAGUCGGUGGAGCAGAAAGACAAGUUCGCAUUGAUAGGUUCAAUGCGAAGAAUUCAUCAAGAUUUUGUUUUCUAUUAUCAACUAGAGCUGGGGGUUUAGGGAUAAACCUUGCUACUGCUGACACAGUCAUUAUAUAUGACAGCGACUGGAAUCCUCAUGCAGAUCUACAGGCAAUGGCAAGAGCUCACCGUCUUGGUCAAACCAAUAAGGUAAUGAUUUACAGACUAAUAACACGAGGAACCAUUGAAGAAAGGAUGAUGCAGAUGACCAAAAAGAAAAUGGUUUUGGAACAUCUAGUUGUUGGAAGGCUCAAAGCUCAAAACAUUAACCAGGAAGAAUUAGAUGACAUUAUUAGGUAUGGCUCAAUGGAGUUGUUUGCUGAUGAUAAUGAUGAAUCAGUAAAAUCUCGUCAAAUCCAUUAUGAUGAUACUGCAAUUGAUCGAUUACUUAAUCGAGAUCAAAUUGGAGAGGAAGAGGUGUUAGAUGACGAAGAGGAGGAUGGAUUUUUAAAAGCUUUUAAGGUAGCCAACUUUGAGUACGUUGAUGAAGCAGAAGUGGCAGCUGAAGAGGAGAUAGCUGCUCCACCAUCAGAAAGUAAAGCUUCUGUAAACAAUCCUGAGCGGGCAAACUAUUGGGAAGAUUUGUUGCGAGAUAAAUACGAAGUGCACAAAGUAGAAGAAUUUAACGCUAUGGGCAAGGGAAAGAGAAGCCGCAAGCAGAUGGUAUCUGUUGAAGAAGAUGACCUUGCUGGUUUGGAAGAUGUAAGUUCUGAUGGGGAAGAUGAUAAUUAUGAAGCUGAGUUAACAGAUAAUGAGACAGCUUCAGCUGGAGCUGCUGCUGUAAAGAAACCUUACAGAAAAAGAUCGCGUGACACUUCAGAAAAACUUCCUCUCAUGGAGGGUGAAGGAAGAUACCUUCGAGUACUUGGGUUUAAUCAGAGUCAGAGGGCUGUGUUUGUCCAAAUUUUGAUGAGAUUUGGUGUUGGAGACUAUGAUUGGGCAGAGUUCGUUGCACGUCUAAAGCAGAAGUCCUUUGACGAAAUCAAUGAUUAUGCGAAACUUUUCUUGGAGCACAUGUGUGAAGAUAUAAAUGACUCCCCUACAUUUUCAGAUAAUGUACCCAAAGAGGGACUGAGAAUAGAGGAUGUACUCGUCAGAAUAGGAACACUAAGUCUCAUCAGGGACAAAUUAAAGGUGUUGUCAGAGGGCUCUACUCUUUUCAAGGAUGAUAUUAUAUCCCGCUAUCCAGGAUUGAAAGGAGGGAGAGUUUGGAAGGAGCACCAUGAUAAGUUGCUUUUGCGAGCAGUAAUGAAACAUGGUUAUGGAAGAUGGCAAGCAAUUGUUGACGACAAGGACUUGAGAAUACAAGAAGUGAUCUGUCAGGAGUUGAACCUUCCUUUUAUAAAUACACCUGCCGUAGGAGCUGCUCAAGUGCAGAAUGUUACGGGGAAUUCUCAGGUCCAGGUCUCUGCUUCUGGAGUUCCUCCGCCUCAAGUUCCCAACCCGGGACUUUCUCAGUCAACAAAUGGUGUGAACUCAGAACAUGUUGAAGCACCUGGAAAUGAGACAAAAGGGACUACUGCAGGGAGCGAAGCUGCUGCUGAUAUUGUGCCUGGAGCUACUGAUACUAGUACUACAGCCCGAUCCCAACUUUUUCAAGACCAGUCCAUGCUGUACCAUUUUAGGGAGAUGCAGAGAAGACAGGUUGAAUUUAUCAAGAAAAGGGUUCUGCUUCUAGAGAAAGGUCUGAAUGCAGAGCUCCAGAAAGAUUAUUAUGCUGAUGAGAAGCCAAAUGGAGCUCCAAAUGAGUACACUGCGCGUAAGGUCACAGAUGCAGAAAAUCCAUGUUCCGAGGCAGUAGAUACCAAAAUGAUUGAUCAGUUGCCCAAAGUUGAAAUAAUUUCUCCUUCAGAAAUCUCGAUAUGUGCGUGUGACACAAAACCAGAGCGCUUAGACAUGGCUAGGCUCUUUAACGAGAUGAGCAUGAUAGUGAAGGACAAUGCGCCAGAUUCAGGUGAAGCAUAUGCAAGUAUGGAAUUGAGAAAAAAGCUUGGCCCCCUCAAAGAUAUGAGUGAAGAGAUAAACCAGAUACUCUCACUAGUCCAGCCCGUCGCAGAUAGCAGCCAGGCCAUGGAUAUAGAGCCAAGUAAUGCUAAUGUGGCGGAUGCUGCUGCAGAAGCAGAAGCAUUUGGUAAUGGAUCUGACCAUAUAAAAAUGGUGGAGAAAUCAAACCCUUAGGCUUAGUUGGUGGUUUUGAGAUUGUUGUAUGUACAACUAAAUUACAGUCUUUUGUCUGUCUGUUUGUCUGUAAUCUUUAACUACAGUUACGGUGGUAAUAGUCUACAGUAAAUCCCUUGAAAACACCUAUUCAGUUUCCA
This is a messenger RNA of Salvia miltiorrhiza (redroot sage), 4580 nucleotides long. RefSeq names its product CHD3-type chromatin-remodeling factor PICKLE-like. Gene Ontology annotation, cellular component: nucleus; chromatin. Gene Ontology annotation, biological process: negative regulation of transcription by RNA polymerase II; chromatin remodeling. The transcript is spliced from 31 exons. Lineage: Eukaryota; Viridiplantae; Streptophyta; Magnoliopsida; Lamiales; Lamiaceae. The record is from RefSeq and is a predicted model, not a curated record. Gene Ontology annotation, molecular function: ATP hydrolysis activity; histone binding; chromatin binding. Bases 241 to 4440 code for a protein of 1399 amino acids.